Messenger RNA from Radiomyces spectabilis, 708 nucleotides. Its product is annotated as ribosomal protein L6e-domain-containing protein. The record is from RefSeq and is a predicted model, not a curated record. Gene Ontology annotation, biological process: ribosomal large subunit assembly; cytoplasmic translation. Gene Ontology annotation, molecular function: RNA binding; structural constituent of ribosome. NCBI's taxonomy places the organism in Eukaryota, Fungi, Mucoromycota, Mucoromycetes, Mucorales, Radiomycetaceae. Gene Ontology annotation, cellular component: ribosome; cytosolic large ribosomal subunit. The coding region runs from base 1 to 708 and encodes 235 amino acids. The transcript is spliced from 3 exons.
AUGCCGCACGCACCCAGAAACAGCUUCCUCGCUCCUGGCGUUAGCCGUUACAGCCGUUCUUCCGUCUACGCCAAGAAGGCUUUGCACAAGCGUCAGAAGAAGGCCGUUGCUGCUCCUACCAAGGAGACUGCUGCCGAAAAGACUGUCGAAGUCAAGGGUGCCAAGAACGGUGGUAAGCGCACUGUUCCCGCUCAGAAGGCUCCUCGUUUCUACCCCGCUGAGGAUGUUCCCCAGCCCAAGGUCUCUCGCAAGUCCUCCAAGGCUGUUCCUCUUCGCUCCACCAUCACCCCCGGUGCUGUUGUCAUUUUGUUGGCCGGUCGUCACCGUGGUAAGCGUGUUGUCGUCUUGAAGCAACUCGACAGCGGUCUGUUGCUUGUCACCGGUCCCUUCAAGGUCAACGGUGUCCCCUUGAGACGUGUCAACCAAGCUUAUGUCAUUGCCACCUCCACCAAGAUUGACAUUUCUGGUGUCAAGAUCGAUGACAAGUUCAACGAUGCUUACUUCAAGAAGUCCGAGAAGAAGGCCAACAAGGAAUUCCUCGAGGGUGACAAGAAGAAGGAAGCUCUUCCUGAAUCCAAGGUCGCUGACCAGAAGAACGUUGACAAGGCUAUCAUUGAUGCUGUCAUCAAGACUCCUUUCCUCCGUCAAUACUUGAGCACCUCGUUCGGUUUGAGCAAGGGUCAGUUCCCCCACAACAUGAAGUUCUAA